AUGAGUGAAUGCUGUCUGAAAGGCUUCCGUUGGGAAGCCCAGCCCAAGGGUUACGAGAGCAAACUGGCGGACAACAACUGUUAUGUCACCCAGUCCACGUCCGAGAUAGCUAUCAUUUUGAUUCAUGAUCUAUACGGAUGGAAAUUCCGCAAUACACGGCUUCUGGCCGACCACUACGCGGAAGAGAUCAACGCAACGGUAUACGUGCCUGACUUUUUCGGCGGCGAAGAGCUCCCUCUAGAUAUCCUCGAAGAUCAGAGUCAAUGGCACAAACUCGAUCUCCCUGAAUUCAUGGGCCGCAAUUCCAAGAAGAUCCGAGAGCCCGAGAUUGUCAAGUGCGCGCAGUCACUCCGGUCCAGAUAUCGACGCACCGGAGCAGUCGGAUUCUGCUUUGGAGGCUGGGCAGUAUUUCGUUUAGGAGCCAAGGAUAGAGAUCUCGUGGACUGCAUAUCUGUGGCUCACCCGACCUUGCUGGAAAAGUCAGAGAUUGACACAGUCGGCGUCCCGGUGCAGAUCUUGGCCCCUGAGAUUGAUCCCAUGUUUACGCCGGAGUUGAAGGCAUAUAGUAAUCUUGUCCUCCCAAAGUUGGGGGUUGCUUAUGACUAUCAAUUUUUCCCGGGACUGGAGCAUGCGUUUGCUAUUCGGGGUGAUCCUGGGAAUGCUGCAGAAAGAAAGGGGAUGGAGAGGGCGAAGAAUGCAGCGGUUUUCUGGAUGAGACAAUGGCUUUUGGAUGAAUGA
Penicillium paradoxum is the source of this 738-nucleotide messenger RNA. Its product is annotated as dienelactone hydrolase family protein. The transcript has 2 exons. NCBI's taxonomy places the organism in Eukaryota, Fungi, Ascomycota, Eurotiomycetes, Eurotiales, Aspergillaceae. The record is from RefSeq and is a predicted model, not a curated record. The coding region runs from base 1 to 738 and encodes 245 amino acids. Gene Ontology annotation, molecular function: hydrolase activity.